CUCACCGUCUGGUUCGGUCCUUUGACAACACGCUCACUUGACCUAUGAAUGCUCUGGGGACAAAGGCCCAUCAAUGUCUCCGUAGACGUUACCUGUCCUCGUCCACCCGCCGCCUUGCGGCUGCCACCGCGGAAAGCUCGACCAGCAACCCGGACAAGGCGUACUCAAAGACCCUCCUACUGCCGAAAACAUCAUUUCCGUUAUGGAGCGAACCGUCCAAGCGGGAGGUUCCAUUGAGGAAGAGGACAUGUGACGACUUGUAUCGCUGGCAGUGGGAAAACGCGAAAGGGCCUCUGUUUGUGUUGCAUGAUGGUCCUCCGUAUGCCAAUGGUGACUUGCACAUGGGGCACGCUCUUAAUAAAAUCCUGAAGGACAUCAUAAAUCGAUAUCACGUUCUUCUCGGUCACCGUGUACAUUAUGUGCCGGGCUGGGACUGUCACGGUCUUCCCAUCGAGAACAAAGCCUUGAAGCGUCUUCGUAAAGACCCCCUUAAACUUCCGCCGGGCGUAGUACGUGCCGAAGCGCUCAAGUACGCACACAAGGAAGUCGAGAAGCAGCGGGAAGAGUUCAAACAGCUUGGGAUCAUGGCUGACUGGGACAACCCGAGUUCGACGUAUAGGACUAUAGACCACGACUAUAUGCUGCGCCAAUUGCGCAUAUUUCAGCGCAUGAUUGGCGCUGGUCUCAUUCACCGCGCUCACAGACCGGUUUACUACUCGCCGUCUUCGCGUUCUGCCCUCGCCGAGGCUGAGCUCGAGUAUGACGACAUCAUCUCGCAUAGCGUAUACGUCUCCUUCACCGUACCCGCUUCCGCCGGUAGUGUUCCACCUUUGCUCAGAGAGUUGAUGGCCAGAGAGAAAGUGGACAGCAUCGGGGCGCUGGUUUGGACGACCACGCCAUGGACAUUGACAGCCAAUAUGGGUAUUGCAGUCAACGAGGGAAUGACAUAUACUGUCCUCCGACAGAAAAAGACAGGUCAACUUCUUCUGGUCGCCAAGGAUAGGCUCUCUGCGUUGGAAAAAGAUGACAUCCUCGGACACACGGUAGUACUCGCGGACAUACCAGGCAAAGACCUUGUCGGUGUCACCUACAAGCCUCUCUUCGGCCGCAGCCAGCCCUUCGUUUACAAGAUCCACCCGUCGGCGCACGUCUCGCCGAACACCGGCACCGGCUUUGUUCACUGCGCCCCUGCGCACGGCAUGGAAGACUAUCACCUUUUCCGCUCGCUGAAUUUGCUGCCUCGCCACUCAGGGAUGCUCUGCCACGUGGACGCCCUUGGCAAGUUCAGCCCGGAAGUCGUGGAUGUCGUCGGCCACGAGGCCGGUCGGUCGCUUGUCGGGUUGCAGGUUCUACGCGACGGCGGGCGGGUCGUUAUCGACAUCUUGGGCGACAAAAUCGUUUGGAAUGGAAAGUUGAAGCAUCGAUACCCGAUAGACUGGAAGACCAAGGAGCCGGUCAUCAUCAUGGCGACCGAGCAGUGGUUUGCUAAUCUGAAUAACAUCAAGGACGCUGCCGUCACCGCACUCAAGGAUGUCGAUUUCUAUCCCACCGUGUCCCGGAACCGCCUUGAGUCGUUCGUCAACACGCGUUCCGAGUGGUGCAUCUCUCGUCAGCGGGUGUGGGGCAUGCCUAUCCCUGCCCUCUAUAAUGACCAAACUGGCGAGACUCUCCUCACGGAGCAGAGCCUCGAACACAUUCUGUCGGUGAUAGACAACAAGGGCAUACAGCAUUGGUGGGAUGGUCCGGUGGAGGACUUCGUUCCCCUGUCUCGAGCGGGAGAGAAGGGGUGGAGGAAGGGAACGGAAACUAUGGACGUCUGGUUCGACAGCGGGUCGUCUUGGAGCAUGCUUGAGGGCCUGGGUGAGAGUAGACAACACUUGGCGGAUGUGUGUGUGGAGGGAAGCGACCAGCACCGCGGCUGGUUCCAGAGCCAGCUGCUGACCAAGGUCGCCGUGUCCCAGUGGCACGGAACGGAGACAUCUGUGGCGCCGUACGGGACGUUAAUAACGCACGGGAUGGUCCUCGACCAGGAAGGCAAGAAGAUGAGCAAAACCUUGGGAAACAUCGUCAGCCCGAUGGUGGUCGUAAACGGCGGCAAGGACAAGAAGAAGGAGCCCGCCUAUGGUGCCGAUGCACUCAGACUCUGGGCGGCGACUGUGGAGUACUGGCGCGACGCGGCGCUUGGUCCCACUGUACUCGCACAAGCGGCCGAGUCGCUCCGAAAGAUUAGGAACACGGCGCGAUUCAUCCUUGGGAACGUGUACAAUGGGUUCGGCGGCGAGUGGGAGCGUGUGGAGAGGAAGGACCUGGGGCUCGCGGAACGCUAUGUGAUGUACGAACUGUACAAGGUGGAGCAAGCCGCAAUGGAGGGCUACGCGUCGUACAACUUCCCGAAAGCCGUCAACGCGUUAAGCAACUUCGCAAACAUCACCAUGUCGUCGCUCUACUUUGACAUCACCAAAGACUGUCUUUACGCUGAAAAACCGGAGAGCCAGUCUCGUCGCGCAGUUGCAACGGUGCUAGAGCAGGUCUUGAAGUCGAUGACCAAGGCUGUGGCCCCCGUGCUUCCGCACCUUGCGGAAGAAAUCCACGCGAACAUCGCAAACCUCGAACGAGUAGGAAAGGCUGCCUACCCUAGCUUUCAAUCAGUGUUUAUGGAGCCUUGGGUGCCGUUGAGCGUGGAAUGGCGCGACCCACAGGCGGAGGAGGACAUGAAUGUGCUCCUGCGAGCCAGGAGCGAAGUCUUGCUGCUUCUGGAGAAGGCUCGUGGCGAGAAGCACUUACGCAAUUCAUUGGAGGCCGAAGUAGAUGUUGUCCUCCCUGACGUCCCUUCUUCAAACAUCAGCGAACUCGUUGACGUGUUACGACGGGAAAGCGAAUAUCUGAAAACGCUCUUCAUUGUCUCUGAUGUCACGGUUACCGAUAAAGCGUCUCUGGGCGUGUCUGAACCAACUUGGAUCGUUACUGGUACGAUUCCCCCUACAGACUCGAAGACGGACUCCAUACUUCUUCGGGUUCGACCUUCGAGCAAACACAAGUGUCCCCGUUGUUGGACAUACACGCGACCUGCUGAGGAUCUCUUGUGCGCGCGAUGCACCGCUGCCAUCCCGUCCUCAUAAAAACGUUACAUUACCAUACGUAUAGUCUAGGCAUCUG
Molecule: messenger RNA, 3156 nt
Organism: Punctularia strigosozonata HHB-11173 SS5
Lineage: Eukaryota; Fungi; Basidiomycota; Agaricomycetes; Corticiales; Punctulariaceae
Product: isoleucyl-tRNA synthetase
Exons: 16
Coding region: 45-3119 (1024 amino acids)
Biological process (GO): isoleucyl-tRNA aminoacylation
Cellular component (GO): cytosol
Molecular function (GO): aminoacyl-tRNA deacylase activity; tRNA binding; isoleucine-tRNA ligase activity
Source: RefSeq, a predicted model, not a curated record